Messenger RNA from Thamnophis sirtalis, 2618 nucleotides. Lineage: Eukaryota; Metazoa; Chordata; Lepidosauria; Squamata; Natricidae. The record is from RefSeq and is a predicted model, not a curated record.
AGUCUUGCAAUCCCUCACUCUCUCCCCCACCCAGCAGCAACCACUUAGCGUGCACCCUUCUCAGCCCAUGUCAUUCUCUAUGUUCUACCAGCCUAUUCUGCCCCCCUACACCUUCCCUGAUCCAUGCAGCACCCCACAUACCUUCCCAACCUAUGCAACACCUCUCACACAGCCCCAACCCCUUUCCUGACCCGCUCCCCCAUGUAUACCCUUCCUCCCUCCCUCACCUGGCAGCAGCCUUGGCUUGCAACUUCCUGCUGGCUUCCCCACUUAACUGUUUCCGGCUUUCCACAAGUUUUUCCACAAGCAAAGUAAAUUGAGAAAUCAGCAAGAAUUGGAGGGAGGGAACAGUGAAGGAAGGAAGGUUUUUGAUGCUCUGAUUCCUUCUGAUAAGGAAAUAUCUCUGAAAUAGUGACUCAACAGCUCAUGGGUUGUCUAGUACUUGAUAUUACUUACUGCAGCGGCACAUAUAGGUGUUGUGUACCUUGUUAGUGUAAGAUUUUCAUGCUUUAGUACAGUAAUAACAGGUUUGACCUUAUUUUAGUGACAGUAGCAAAUUUAUUUAUAAGCUUGCCAAACUUAACUGUUAUAAAAAUACUGUUCCUUUAAAAAUACUCAGUCAAUGGGCUUUUAUAAUGCUCUCAUGAUUUUAUUCACAGCUCAGACGUCUAAUCAGUCCCCAAUGUCUUUAACAUCAGAUGCUUCAUCACCAAGAUCAUAUGUAUCUCCAAAAAUAAGCACGCCUCAGACUAACACAGUUCCUUUGAAAUCUGUAUCAUCACAGCCAAAGGUUGCUACUUCAAGUAUUAAGCAAGGACCAGUUUUGCAGUUAGUAUGUCAGCAGCCUGUGAUUACUGAGAAGCCACAAGGUCAUGAACCUGCUUCUCCUCGAAGUCUUCAGCAUUCAAGUAGUCAAUCUCCUGGUCCAACUCAUAUCUCCAAUACAAGUGUUUCAAACACAACAGCACCACAAAACGUAUCUGGAUGGCCUACAUGUUCAUUAACGCCUACAUUAGCAGGCCAUUUCAAUGAGAAUCUUAUAAAGCAUGUCCAAGGAUGGCCUGCAGAUCAUGCAGAAAAGCAGGCAUCCAGACUACGUGAAGAAGCGCAUAAUACAGGAAGUGUCCAUAUGUCUGAAAUUUGUACUGAAUUAAAAAACUUAAGAUCUUUAGUUCGAGUGUGUGAAAUUCAAGCAACUUUGCGUGAGCAAAGGAUACUCUUUUUGAGACAACAAAUUAAAGAACUUGAAAAACUAAAGAAUCAGAAUUCCUUCAUGGUGUGAAACACAUGGGUUGUGAAUACAAGUCUGUAAAACAUGUUGCCCAGUCUUAACUUUUUUGAGCUGCAUUUGAGUAGACUUUGGACCAUUGAGUUGGGCAAUACAAAAUAACAUGGGAAAGGAGAAAGGAAGGAAGUCAGUCGGGAAAAAUACAAGGAUGAUUUGUAGAACUCUUGAAAUGUAGAUUUCUUGUAGAUGUAUUCUUCAUGUUGUAAAUAUGUUUUGUAGAGUGAAGCCAUGGGAAGCCAUGUGUAUCGGAGCUUAGACAUCCAAAAGUAAUCAAUGCUAAGAUGGUUAAAUACCUAGCCUUUUACAUGUAAAACUGUUUGCAAAAUUAGUUCUCUUUUUUUAGUUAAUUUAUCAUUCAGAAAUCUUUCAUUUCCUGAAAUUCAAUGCAAGCACCAAAUGAUCUGUGUCUCCAAGUUUGAAACAGUUAGGGUAAUAUACAAAAUAUAAAAUAACUGUUUCCACACUUGCACCUGAUCAAAGAAUAGUGCUUUUCCAUUUGUUUUACAGAACAGUGUUUUUCAUUUUCUGUGUUCAUUUUCUGUGUUCAUUUUCCUUUUAAAUUCCUGAUUCUGAUUUUAUCAGUUUUUUAUUCUUAUAAUUUCUUCCUUUCAUAAGGCACUGUUGCUAUGACAUUUUUCUAUAAACAUUUCAUUCCUGUGUACAAUAGCUUAAAAUUGCAGUGAUUGAGCAUAACCUACUUGUUUGUAUAAAUUAUUGAAAUGUAUUUGCAUUUGCACCCUGAAAGAAUGGACUGAUACUACUACUGGGCACAUGUGUUUGAAAGUACUUCCCUUUCUCAGCUUUAUAAGAAAAUAAGCCCAAUGUCAACAUUGUUGGGGGAUGGAAAAGAAGGAAAAAGCUAGUCAGAUGUGAAUUGUAUUUGUUGAAAUAAACAUGUUUUAAAACAAACAAAAACCACUGGUUUUCUUUUCCUUUGGUUGAUAACAUAUUACAAUUUGAACUGUUCAGGGACUCUUCAUCAAAACUACUCUUGUUGAAUACUUUUUUACUAAAUUAAAAUAAGUCCGCAAGGGAAGUUUUGUUUAAAAAAAUGUAAUUGUGUAUAAACUAUUUAAUGACAUUCAACAAGGAUUAGUGACACCUCCCAACAGUUGUCAUAUGUUAACUCCUGGUUUUUAACCUGUCCUGCUAUUAUGACUUUUCAUUUCAAAGGAUGGUUGUGUUGUAGGUAACUGUUCAAGUCUGGUGCUGACUGUUCUUAGCCAUCACAAAAUGCUGACUUUGUGUAGUUGGAGUGUCUCACUGUUUGAAAAUGGGAAAGCUCAGCUUUGUAUAUUUCCUAAAGUAUAUUAAAAAAAAUAAAAAGAAA